AUAUAUAAACCCUUCCCAUUUCUCGAACACUUUAGGGGCUUUGACCACGCCCUCGCUCUUCUCCAACGCGCCCUCCACGUAGCUCCUCUCUCUCUCUCUCUCUCUCUCUCUCUCUCUCUACGCGAUUUGGGUCAACGCAAACGACGGAGGCCGCGGCGGCGUUCUCAGGCUCGAGGUGGCGGCGUCGCUGCGCCUCAAUACUCGUCCAUUUCCUACGAUUUCGGAGAAUUUGAAGUUUAUGGUGUAAAAGGCUGAUUUUUGGGGGAGCUCAUUAUAGCUCAACUUGGUAAUUAGAAAAAGAAAAGAAAAAAAGAAAAAGAAAAGAGCAGGGGAUUUGCAGAAAAUGCCCUUCACAAAUGAUGGAAAGAAGAAGUUUUUUCUUCAAAAAGCCAUUGGAUCGAAGGAGAAGAAGGGUGCAAAGAGAACCGAGAGCUCGAUCAACUCCUCUCCAGUUGAUUUUGGAGGGAGCCCAACUUACCCAGAGACAGCUUCCUCUCCUUCCCUCUUUAAAAGCUUUUCAGUAAAUGAAGCUGAGAGGAAGAGCCUAAGUUUCAAUACUUUCUGUUCCCCGAUAACAAAUAAUGUAAAUAUCGAGGCCUUCAGGAUAUUUGUCGCGACAUGGAAUGUUGGAGGAAAAUGCCCCGAUGUUGGGUUGAACCUCGAUGACUUUCUUCCCACUGAUGAUCAUUCAGACAUUUAUGUUUUAGGUUUUCAGGAAAUUGUCCCUCUAAAUGCGGGAAAUGUUCUUGUUAUAGAAGACAAUGAGCCGGCAAUUAGAUGGCUUACUCUCAUAAACCAAGCAUUAAACAGGCCAAUAGAUGCCGACUCAAAUAGCUUUUCGUUCAAUCCGUCUCCCUCUAGCAUUUCAGCUUCUUGUCAUCCUCCGACUCUUGAUACUACAAUUUCAAGCCAUUCGAAGACGGCUAGUGGUUCUGUAAUCUUUCAAAAGCCCUCUCUCAAAGCAGCUAGCAAAAUUUUCAGACCAGUUAACAGAAGAAGGCUUAAGAGCUGUAACUGCCCAGUGGAAUUUACUAAGACAUUGUAUAAAGAUUCGUGUUUUCGUUGUCCGCAAGCUAAUGUUAGCGAGAGUGAUUCCUCAGAGGAGGACGAUGAAGAGGACGGGACAGAGGACUUUUCGAGCUUUUUCACGGUGAAUGGUAAACCUUCUGCUUUUUCUGAGCAGCUAAGAUACAAUCUCAUAGCUACCAAACAGAUGGUGGGGAUUUUUGUUUCUGUGUGGGUGAGGAAAGACUUAGUUCAGCACAUAGGCCAUCUAAGGCUCUCUUGCGUUGGGCGUGGGAUAAUGGGCUAUCUCGGUAACAAGGGGUGUAUAUCGGUGAGCAUGACACUGCACCAAACGAGCUUUUGCUUUGUUUGUAGCCAUUUGGCUUCGGGGGAGAAAGAAGGCGAUGAGUUAAGAAGAAACUCUGAUGUUAUUGAGAUAUUGAAGCACACACAGUUUCGAAGGAUUUGUAGAAGAGCUGGACGGAAGAUCCCGGAAAAAAUUCUUGAACAUGAUCGGAUUAUAUGGUUAGGGGACUUGAACUACCGUAUUGCGCUAAGCUACUCAGAGACUAAGAAACUUCUAGAGGAGAAUAAUUGGGAUGAACUUUUUGAGAAGGAUCAGCUUAAGAUUGAAAGAGAAGCAGGACGAGUAUUUAAAGGAUGGAAUGAAGGGAAGAUAUAUUUCGCUCCAACGUACAAGUAUUCAUAUAACUCAGAUGCUUAUGCUGGAGAGACGGUGACGUCAAAGAAGAAGAGGAGAACCCCUGCAUGGUGCGAUCGGAUAUUAUGGCGUGGUGAUGGGAUUGUACAAUUGUCUUAUUUCCGUGGGGAGUCUAAAUUCUCUGAUCAUCGGCCAGUUUGUGCAGUUUUCAUUGUUGAGGUUGAGUUACUUGACCCUAGAUUGAAGAAGGGCUCGUCAACUUCCAACAUGAAAGUUGGUGCUGAAGAGCUUCUACCCAAAAGCCGUAAAUUCUUUCCUAAUAAAAGUUCCUGCCUAAAAGAUGAAUAACUAAUGUUCAAUAAAAUGUGCACGCGACAUAUUGAUUUUCAAUAAAAUGUACAUGCGACAUAUUGAUGAGCGACUACCGCAAGGAGUGUAUGUUUGGCAAAAUUGAUGAAAUACUCUAAGAUCAGCAAAAUAAAUUGGAAUACCAAAUGUAAUCAGUUGCUUUUAUUUGCGUUGGCUCCUCAUGGAAGAGAUUCCGAGACUAAUUUUGUAACUGCGCUUUUUUUUAAUUUGGUUUACAGUCGAAUUGUUUGAAAUGAAAAUUGUAACUAUUGUUGCAUUGAUAAAUUUUUGUGGCAGAGGAUUUUUUUUUUCUUUUUUAUUUUAAGACCUCUUUUUGGGUUCAUUUGGGGACAGGUUUUGCUGUUGAAAGGAACAUUUUAGUCUCUCCACUCUGAGAUGUACAAAACCAUGUUUCAAUAUAUGAAUAAGGAUUUACAAUUCUAAAUUCAA
Molecule: messenger RNA, 2464 nt
Organism: Ananas comosus (pineapple)
Lineage: Eukaryota; Viridiplantae; Streptophyta; Magnoliopsida; Poales; Bromeliaceae
Product: type I inositol polyphosphate 5-phosphatase 10-like
Exons: 13
Coding region: 344-2014 (556 amino acids)
Biological process (GO): phosphatidylinositol dephosphorylation
Molecular function (GO): phosphatidylinositol-3,4,5-trisphosphate 5-phosphatase activity; inositol-polyphosphate 5-phosphatase activity; phosphatidylinositol-4,5-bisphosphate 5-phosphatase activity
Source: RefSeq, a predicted model, not a curated record